Molecule: messenger RNA, 521 nt
Organism: Caenorhabditis angaria
Lineage: Eukaryota; Metazoa; Nematoda; Chromadorea; Rhabditida; Rhabditidae
Source: the annotation of a GenBank genome assembly
AUGAAAUACUUGAUUCUAAUAUCUUUUUGUGUUCCAAUUGGAUUGAUAUUUGUUUAUGCAAUCAAAACUGUUGCUCUUAAACUCUACGGAAUAUCAAUUAUAAUGUCAAUCAACUUCUUAAAUAUUCUUUUAGAAAUCAAAAUUUACAAAAUUUCUAAAAUAGUUUACGAAAAAACAAGAGGAAGUAUCAGUUUGAAUGGGAGAUAUGAAAUGUUUUCGAAUAUUAAACUUUUGAAAUGUUUUAUUCCUGCUUCAAUUGUUGGGAUUAUUUUCAAAAUCGUUAUUUAUAUUUUGGCUUAUAUGAAAGUUCUUGGAUUCAUAACUUAUGAGCCAAGAAAGUUCUACUUUCUAUUCAACUUGGUGAGUUCUGCAAAUUGAAUUAAUUUUUUUUUUUGAAUUUUUGUUAGCUCUGGAAUAUCGAUUGCUCAAUUUUCCCGUGGUUUUUCCUUGUUACUUACAAACCAAUUCGAAAGAUUUUGCAUAUUUUUGAUAGUCAAACGAAUUAUUAUUACUGUAUUUAG